Messenger RNA from Cyanistes caeruleus (blue tit), 2851 nucleotides. The record is from RefSeq and is a predicted model, not a curated record. NCBI's taxonomy places the organism in Eukaryota, Metazoa, Chordata, Aves, Passeriformes, Paridae.
UAAAAAUAAGUGAACCUGGUUUUUCACAGUUUGAUGUGCCCAAGCUCAGUGUGAGGGGGCCAAGGCCAUCAGGCUGUGCCUGGCCCAGCAGCACAGAGCUCAGUGUGGCAGCAGCAGAUAGCAGGGGUGGGUUCAGCACUGCUGGGGAUUGGGAAAAGUGUUUGCUUGGGAACUCCAGCACGGCUGGCAGGUGAUACACCUUGCCUGCCAUUGGAUCUGAUUUCUGCUUGCCAACCAGCAUUAAACACGUUAUCUCUGCCCAGCAGGUAUGGUUUCAAAGCUGGCGAGUGUCUGUGCUGGGGACAAGCAUUAAUACCUGGGAAUUUAUGCAUUAGGGCUUGUGAGACACUCGCUCUGCUGGAGAGCAAAUCCAGCUGCUUAAAAGCUCGGUACAUCAAGUUGAGUUCAGCAUCCAUUGAAAUAUUUUGGCUGUGCCUAUCCCUCGGUGCUUUCCAUUCAUCUGAGCUGCUGCUAGGACUCAGAACUGCUCAGCUGCAGAGUCUCUUUGGGGGAUGUUUCUCCCUUGAGCUGGUUCUUGCUGCCUUUCCUGAGCGGCUCCGUGGAACUUUCACUGAACACAAGGAAUCACUGGUGUGUCCACGCCGGGCACAGGAGCCACAGCUGGAGAUCUGCUGCAAAAGGUGCUGUCUUAAGCAUCAGAGAAUGCAAACAAGCUGCUAUUGUAGGCUGGAGUUAUAAAUAUCAGGCUAUUAUGGAAGCAGUUUUAAUGAAGGAAAUGACUUGCCACUAUUCAUGCUGAUUGUGGCGUGGGUUUUUGUUUGUUACCCCAUUAAGAGGUUAAAAAAAGGCAACUGUAGCUUCUUUGUGUCCUUUAGAGUGGCUUUCUCUGUCAGAACUGCAGCACUGGGGCUCUGGAGGUGGGGAGGCAGAGAUUAUUCUUACAGACAACGCUUUUCUCUAGUUUGAAAUGAAAAAUCAGGACUGACAAAGAGUGUCUGGCUUUUUUCUUUUUUUAAGAGUAUACCAUAAAAUCUAAACUUCCAGCCUUGCCUUCAAGGUACCUGAAGGUAUUUAUUGGCAUAUAUUUUGUGAGGAUGAUGGUAUGUUUUUAUCACUGUCUGUGGGUGAGAGUCUGGCUGCUCCCACCGUGUGUGAUGCUGGCAGAUCACCUCUGUUUGCUUUGCUGCAAGAGUGGCUGCUGUUUGCUUCUUCCAGGUGUGACCCCUGACACCCCACCCCUCCCCAGGCUGGGGCCAUGGCUGAUAUGAUUUUCGGCAGCGGGACAGGCCCCUGGGUCUGCCCCAACGACCGGCAGCUGGCCCUGCGAGCCAAGCUCCAGACGGGCUGGUCAGUGCACACAUUCCAGACUGAGAAGCAGAGGAAGAUGCAGGCUCUGAGCCCCAAGGAACUUGAGGUCAUCCUGGGAGUCAUCCGCAAGGCCGAGAAGCUGGACGUGGUCGAGCAGCAGCGCAUUGGGCGCCUGGUGGAGAGGCUGGAGAACAUGAGGAAGAACGCGAUGGGGAACGGCCUCUCGCAGUGCCUGCUCUGUGGGGAGAUGCUGGGGCUGCUGGGCAGCUCCUCUGUCUUCUGCCAGGACUGCAAAAAGGUGGGUUUGGUCACACGUGCCUGCUCCUGGCAGCAGAGCUCUCUAGGAAAUGCCACCGGGCCCCUUGGAAGCUGGAGAGCUCUGCAGGGUUAACUCAUUUUAUUCUCAGUGGUGCUGUCAGACCAUUGAGUUUUCUGUUGCAGCCUGAUGAUAAUAAGAGAUUCCUUGGGAUCCUAAAGUGCCUGAGCUGCAGUCAGUGCUGGAAUGGGAUGUGCCAGCCCCUCUGCAUCUCCCAGCUGGGGUUUGCAGUGUGGGAUGAGGGACAGAAAUGUGCAGCCAUCAAAGACAACUCACAACAGAGUCUGUGAGCUUUGCUCAGAGACUUUCCCUGAGACUUUCCAAGAGGACUCAGGUCCAUCCUCAAGCUCCAAACCUGUGUAAGUUUUCCAGCCCAGAGCCUCAGGGCCUGCCUGUGUUGUGUGUGUUGACAGGGAGAGCCCCAGGGAUGAUUCCUGCUGCUCUUGGCUCCACAGCCGAGGGGUUAAUCUGUGCUGCUGUGGAGAUGAUGAUCUCCAGGGCAACCACCUCAUCCUGCCUCUGCUGGGAGGUGGUUCUCCUGCUCUUGAAGCCCACCUUCCCCUGGGGACUCAUCUCUGGGAAUUCCUUCAUCUCAGCAAGGUGAGGGCACCUGCUGAGUGCUGGGGUGUUUCUGACUCAGAAAAACCUGCUGCUUUACCACGGACUGGUGGUUGGACCAUGGGGGACAACCUUUUGUGGCACUGCUGGCCUUUGUGGGACACAGUUCUGGUGCAGAGCAGCUGCUGUGAGCUCUGCUGGAGCAAUGCAGGGAUUAUGCAGAAGAUUCCUUCUAAAUGCAGUGCCUGGGAAAGGAAACACAAAUCUUGGAGCCCCUGGGUCCUAAACUGUGGGGAAAGCAGCUUUUGAGGAAGGGGUGUGGAAGGAAGCAGGAGUGGGGAGUGAAAGGUCUGGUUUGAAUGGGAGCAGCUCUGAGAGCAGCAUGGUCUCUACACUGUGAGGAAUAAAGGCUUGGGUGGCAGGCAGGAGAUUCUUGGCUGUUUCCUGUGUUCCAGACAUGUGGAAUAACAGGAUGUGCUCUGUUCCUGCCUCCUUCCUGUGGCAGUUCUGCUCUCACCUUGUCAGGAGCCAGCUAAGUCACGUUGCCACGGGGCUUUUUAACCAACUUCCUGUGAACCCUGUACACGAUUGAGGAGGCAGAGGCUGCUUCAGACACUUCCGAGCCCUGUCCAUUUCCAGGAGUGACCCACAGCUGGUGGGACAGUGUGAGCCUGAGGCUCUGGGAGGGCUGUGACCAGAAACCCCCAG